UGGCUGCUGAAUGAAUUAAUGAUACCAUGCCAAAAUUAGGAAUGAUAAAAAAUUUGAAGGAAAAAGUCACUUUUUUUCAACGAAAUGUCAAAUAUUAAAUAUCAAACUAUUUUUUAAUGUUUAAAAGUACUAAGGAUAUCCACAAAUGUUUAAAUUAUCAUGUUAAAUAGAGUAUAUGUAUAAGGGCUAUUGACAAAUAAGGUUGUCCAAUUAAAAAUCUAUACAUGUCUGAAGUUCGAAGAAAUGUAAUCUUUGUGUCUAUGUUGGUUUCAUAAAUUAAAAAAACAAACAUUUAUAGCAUUUUCUACAAAAAAAUUAUUUAAUGAAUUCAAAUUGUGUAACCAAACACAUACUAUCUGGCUGAUAUUUAGUCAAUCAUGGACAAUGGUUUCAUAUUUGAAAUGAGUUUUAUUAAAUUAAAAUUACCAUGUAAAUUCAACUUGAAUUCUUCAAGUAGAGGAAACUUUACUGAAUCAAAUAAACCCAUCAAAAUUUAACGCAUUAAAAUAAUUCCGAUGAAACACUCUUGGUGAAAUGUUGACUAGAUAGGAAAUGUUAUCAUGCUAAAUACAUGCUGGUGGGAAGCAAUACUGAGUGCAACCUGGUCACUAUGCUAUGGUUAGCACAGCAACUGAUCAAUGGAUAAAGUAAUAUAUAUACACACACACGCACACACACUGGUGGUCAAAAGUUUGGAAUAUUGUACAGAUUUUUCUGUUUCGGAAUGAAAUUGUUACUUUAAUUCACCAGUGGAAUUCAACUGAUCACAAAGUAUAGUCAGGACAUUACUGAUGUAAAAAACAGCACCAUCACUAUUUGAAAAGUCAUUUUUUGUUGAAAUCUAGACAGGCCCCAUUUCCAGCAGCCAACACUCCAACACCUUAUCCUUGAGUAAUCAUGAUAAAUUGCUAAUUUGGUACUAGAAAAUCACUUGCCAUUACAUCAAACACAGCUGAAAGCUAUUUGGUUUGUUAAAUGAAGCUUAAUGUUGUUUUUGUUUUUGAGUUGCCUCAGUAUGUAAUAGACUGGCAUGUCUUAAGGUUAAUAUUAGGUCAAAAAUGGCAAAAAAAGAAACAGCUUUCUCUAGAAACUCGUCAGUCAAUCAUUGUUUUGAAGAAUGAAGGCUUUACAAUGCUUGAAAUUGCCAAAAAAACUGAAGAUUUCAUACAAAGGUGUACACUACAGUCUUCAAAGACAAAGGACAACUGACUCAAACAAUGACAGAAAGAGAUGUGGAAGGCCAGAUGUACAACUAAACAAGAGGAUAAGUACAUCAGAGUCUCUAGUUUGAGAAAUAGACGCCUCACAUGUCCUCAGCUGACAGCUUCAUUGAAUUCUACCCACUCAACACCAGUUUCAUGUACAACAGUAAAGAGAAGACUCAGGAGUGCAGGCCUUAUGGGAAGAAUUGCAAAGUAAAAGCCACUUUUGAAUCAGAAAAACAAAAUGAAAAUGUUAGAGUGGGCAAAGAAACACAGACAUUGGACAACAAAUAAUUGGAAAAGAGUGUUAUGGAUCUUAACCCCAUUGAGCUUAUGUGGGAUCAGCUAGACUGUAAGGUGCGUGAGAAGUGCCCGACAAGACAGCCACAUCUAUGGCAAGUGCUACAGGUAGUGUGGGGUGAAAUGUCACAUGAGUAUCUGGACAAACUGACAGCUAGAAUGCCAAGGAUCUGCAAAGAUGUCAUUGCUGCACGUGGAGGAUUUUUCGAUGAGAACUCUCUGAAGUAGUUAAUAGUUAAUAUUUUUUUUUCAAAUUGUAAUAGUAAUUUUUCAUGUUAUUAAUGUCCUGACUAUACAUUGUGAUCAGUUGAAUGCCACUUUGGUGAAUAAAAGUACCAAUUUCUUUCCAUAAGAGCAAAAUCUGUACAUUAUUCCAAACUUUUGGCCAACAAUGUGUAUGUAUGUAUAUAUGUAUAUGUAUGUGUAUGUGUGUAUAUAUAUAUAAAAAACACACACAAACUCACUGGCCACUUUAUUAGGUACGCCUUUACAUUUACUUAUUCAUGCGAUUAUCUAAUCAGCCAAUCGUAUGGCAGCAGUGUAGUGUAUAAAAUCAUGCAUAUAUGGGUCAGGAGCUUCAGUUAAUUUUCACAUCAAUCAUCAGAAUAGGGAAAAAUGUGAUCUCAGUGAUUUCGACCAAGGCAUGAUUGUUGGUGCCAAACGGGCUGGUUUGAGUAUUUCUGGAACUGCUGAUCUCCUGGGAUUUUUACACACAACAGUCUCUAGAGUUUACUCAGACUGGUGCUAAAAACAAAAAAACAUCCAGUGAGCGGCAGAUCUGUGGGAGAAAACGGCUUGUUAAUGACAGAGGUCAACAGAUAAUGAUCAGUAAAGCUAACAAGACACUUUUUGUGUUGUUGAAUUAACUGUUAAUUUAAGUUCUUUUGGUUACAGAAUUUUUUUUAGUAAUAUGGACAAGGAAGGAUUGAGUAAAACUGACAAUAGUUAAUGGUGCUGUAAGCUAUUUUAGCAUUCUGAAGCUUUCAUGUGACUGAGCUGUUGAAUUAGUCACGCCCCCGCAUUCCAAAACCCCUCCCUCCAAAGAUAAUUUUGAGACCACAAUGGAGCAAAAGAGCAGCAUUGUUUGUUCCUGUGGCUGUCAAAUUCAAUAGUGGCACAAUAGCGCCCUCAACUGACAAACAUUAUGAAUCAUAGCCUGAAUGAUCUGCUUCAAAUACAACACUAUGAGUACGAGCAAAAUGAUUGACAGGUGAAAAACGUCAAUGUCUGCGGUUCCCGGACACAGUUUGCUGUUUUCAAAGUGUACAGCUGUCACAGAGACCGGUGAGAUAUCUCAGGGCACUUAUUUCAUUAAUAUCUUUAAGGGAGUAGGACAAUUUUUUGCAUACUUUUCCAUGAAAAAAUCACUUACAGCACCUUUAAAGUAAAUUGUUUUGAGUGCAUUAAGUAAAAUGUAUUUAAAGGGUUAUUUCACCCAAAAAUGAAAAUUCUCUUAUCAUUUACUCACCCUCAUGCCAUCCCAAAUGUGUAUGACUUUCUUUCUUCUGCUGAACACAAACAAAGAUUUUUAGAAGAACAUCUCAGCUCUGUAGGUCCAUACAAUGCAAGUGAAUGGGUACCAACACUUUGAAGCCCCAAAAAACACAUAAAGCCAUCAUAAAAGUAAUCCAUAAGACUCCAGUGGAUUUAUUAGUCUUCUGAAGUGAAACGCUAGGUGUACGUAAGAAAUAGAUCAAUAUUUAAAACUUUUUUUUAAUAGAAAGAAAAUCACACAUAUUGGAUAGUAUGAGGAUGAGUAAAUGAUGAGACAUGGCAUGAUGACUAUUCCUUUAAGUACUUUCAUUGCACCAAAUACAGAUGAUGGUUCACUACAUUCUUUAAUUUAAAAUAAUAAUAAUAAUAAUAAUAAUAAUAAAAAUCUAAUAUGCUUUUUUUUAUCGUAAGGUUUUUUUUUUUAAUGAAUUAGGUCAUGAAUAUCAUGAAAUUUACUCCAAGAGUUACUCCAUGUGACCUGAACAGAAUGUGACUUUUUAUAAUCUCUCUCUCGUGUGUGUGUGUGUGUGUGUGUGUGUGUGUGUGUGUGUGUGUGUGUGUGUGUAUCACAACCACAGAAUGGCUACCUGCAUGUUGGGUACACCACCUGACUUUGAUUUGGACAAACUUUUUUUAUUUAUUUUUUUAAAUAUAAAUAAUCUUUAUAACAAAAUUAUAUAAGAAAUAAUAAUACUAUAUUUUUCCAAAAUACUCAUGCUAACAUGUCUAAUUUUUUCAAGAAUUUCAAGCUUUUAAAAAAGCUUUUAUUUUUUAUUAUUAAUAACUUUUUUCUUUCUUUUUUUUUUUUUUUUUAUUAUUAUUAUUAUUUUUUUUCUUUUUCUCUCCAGACGGUUACACCACUUAGACGUUUUGGACUUUAAGCCCCAGAAGAAGAAAAAAAUACUUUUUUUUUUUUUUUCUGAACUAAGAAAUUGAAAUAUGUUCAUCAUAGUAGAGGUGCGUACCAGUACUCAUUUUGUGUUAACUAGAUUUUAAUGUAUUUCUUAGGGACGUCAUCGUUCCAGACAAAAAAGAAAGGAAAAAAGAGCCCAAUAAAUAUUUAAUCGCAGUUCAGCAUUGAAUAAUUCCAGGGAGUAUUUAGCAGAGACGGGUCACUUCUAUUAAAAUGAAUGGGAGAAAUUAGAACGGCCAACGGUCACCAACGGUCAACAGAUGUAGAAAGGAAGUCCCGCCUUCAGGUAAAAGAGCCAAUCACCUUUUAGAUACAGACAUCGCCUGCCAAUCAUCUCGAGAACGCGCAUGCGCAUUUGCUAUACAAACCGGGAUAAUUCAGUUUUUUCGCGUAAUCUGAGGUGAAGAAGCACAAUGUAUGAUACCAGUGUAGUCAGAUUUUACGGCUAAUUUGAAAUAUGUCCUUUGGUCGUAAUCUUGACCAACCUUUUUGGAGGUUUCGAUCUUUCCCUAUUCAAGCAGAUAGGAGCUGCACUGGCAUGCCGCUUGUAUACAUAGAACAAUAGCUCAUCGGGAGGGUUCCAAAAAUGGCCGUCGAGUGAACUGACUUGCUAAAAAGACUUUGAUAAUUCUUAAUGGAGCGAAUAAAAAGCGUACCGGAGUUUUACUUGCACGCACAUUUAGUGUCCGACAGGUGGCGGUGUAAAGCCAUCAUGUUGUCUCAUGUCACCUCCAUUGGCUUCGAAGAAAAAAGCGGAACCACUAUUGCCUGAGAUGUUGCUGUGGAGACGUUAAGUUUACAACCCCCAAAGACAGGUUUGAUAAGACUUUUAGAGUCACCUCCAGCCCAAUCCAGCCACUAUGCUUCAGGCUGAGACCCUCCAGCUGCUUUGCCUCACAGCCUCCAGUGGAGUCCCACUGUUCUCACGAGGAUCCUCCAAGCCGCUUCCCUUUUCCAUCAUCGGCUCUUUAAACGGUGUCCAUAUGUUUGGUGCCGGACAUGGGGCUCAGUUAUCGAGCUGCGAGACAGAGCGGGGCAGUCGUGUGGUUUGGGGGGUCUUUCAGGAGAGCCUGAUGCUGAUUGCGGUGAGUGGAGGUGGAAGCUCUUCCACCAGUGAGAUGCAGUUGCGCCGCCUGCUGGAGAACGUGUGGAACUGCAUGGUCAUGGUCCUGGGACAGGACGAGCUGGCAAACAUACGCAACGUGGAGCGACUUAAACGGGAGUUGCGUUCUUGCUACCGCCUCAUUGACAUGCUCCUGGAGCGUGUUAAUGACGACCAGGGAUUUAUGGGACAUUUAACGCAAUGCGCUGACUGCCUGUUGCCCUCCCAUUCUGGUCUGCUUCAGGAAGCCCUAGAGUCCUUCACCCAGGCAGCGGAUAGUGAAUUCGGCUGCCUGCUGGUGCACGGCCGAGUGGGACAGGCCACGGAAAAAUGGUGGUCGCGACUGGCUCCCCAAGAAGUUGUUGUGCUCUCAGCAUUGGUACACUCACUCUCCGGCACCUCCUCAUGCGACUAUCCAGUCUUCCUGCCCCAAGGCAGUCCCACCGUCGCCAUUCGAUUGCUCUGUUUCAAACUGCUCCCUGGGGUUAACGUAUGUGUUCUCUGUGGCCCCAAACCCUCCUUGUACAAGGCGGAGAAUGAGCUUGUCAGUCGUUUUUGGUCCCCUUUGGUGGAGACUCUUCGGAGCUGUCUCGAGCAGGCUGACCGCUCCACUCUGCCUCCAUCUGUGAACCUUCGCUGGGACGUCCAGGCUCUCCUACUCAUCAGUCGUGAAUCCCGACGUGCAGUCACCUUCUGCCCACGUAUUCGUGGCAGUGCUCCUGCAGAGGCUACUCCCCUCAUCUCAUCAGCUAGGCGUUUGGAGCUUCUUCGCCUCUUCUAUACAUUUGCAGUGACUCGAUAUUUUCCCUCAGAGGAAACAUCCAUCUCAUCUACCUCCAAACCCACCCUUGAGGAUUUCUCUCAGGGCUUUACUCACGUCCCGGUGCAGUGCUACCUUGUCACCGAUGAGUGUAAGUGUUACGGGCUGCAGAAUCCCCAGCACCAGCUCUACCUCCUCACGGAUCUCUCCGUGCCCACGUUUGCCUUGCGUUCCAUGGCUACACAGACUCUCUCCGCUAUUACUGCUGCAACAAGUUUUUAGAAAAUAAGUUUGGUCCUGUAUUUGUGGGUCCUUACUUAAACAGGUGCCAGACCUGCUUGAGGAAAGAAGUCAUUCCAAACCCAUAUGACUUUCUUUCUUCUGCUGAACACAAACAGAGAUUUUUAGAAGAAUAUUUCAGCUCUGAAGGUCCAUUCAAUGCAAGUGAAUGGUGACCAGAACUUUGAAGCUUCAUGAAAGUAAUCCAUAAGACUCCAGUUAAUCAAUGUCUUCUGAUUUGGUCCAGUCAGGUUUGUUUUAGAACAGACCAAAAUAUGACUCCUUUUUCACCAAAAAUGUUGACAUCUGCAUUCUCCUUGCCGAUCAUGAUUUCCAGCUCGAUUAUCUUGCUAGCACCAUCUAGCGCUCUGCACAUGCGUCAAACAGUAGGAAGUGUAAUCGAGCUUGAUAGUACGAUCGUACCUAGAGACGGCAAUGACAAAAUGUACAGUAAAAAAGCAGUUCUAUUUUGGUCUGUUCUCACCCAAAACUGAUUGGAUCACUUCAGAAGACAUUGAUUUAACCAUUGGAGUCUUAUGGAUUACUUUUAUACUGUGUUUAUGUGCUUUUUGGAGCUUUUGGAGUUCUGGUCACCAUUCACUUGCAUUGUAUGAACCUACAGAGCUGAAAUAUCCUUCUAAAUUGUUUUGCUUGCGUUCAGCAGAAGAAAGAAAGUCAUACACAUCUGGGAUGGCAUGUGGAUGAGUAAAUGAGGAGAGAAUUUUCAUUUUUGGGUGAACUAUCCCUUAAAUGCUUUUUUAGAUCUCUGUUUGGAAAACGUGUAAAAUCACUGGAUUUAAGCCUUCUUGGUAGGAAAUAAAAAUAUGUGAGUCCAGUGUAAAGGUAGAUUUACACUUAUGUUUUUUGUAUGAUUCUACUGUAUGUUAUUAUUUUAGUAUAUGUGUAUCAUUCACACUGUGAUACAAGAUUUAUUUUAUGCUACCUGCUUGGUGCAUUGAAUGCUACUGAAUGUCAAUGCAAAGGUGUUUGUUCCUGUGGUCCAACAUAAUAUAAUUUUUUUGAAGUUGUGUGUAUGUUUAUAUUCACUUAAUGCCACUGGUCACCCCUUAAAAAUGAAUAAUAUGUUUGAAUUUGUGCAAAAAUACAAAACAUUUUUUUAAUUUUUUUUUUUUAAGAAUCUUGGGAUUUUUUUGUCUUUUGCUGCAGAUUCAGCAAGGAAAGAAAUUGUAAGGCUAAAGCCUAGCAGUAAAUAUACUGUUAAAUAUACUGAGCCAGACAACCUAAGGGAAGUGUUUACAGUUUUAUCUUUGAAAAUCUCACAAUUUGUAUGUAUAAGCAGAGCACAUCCUAAAUAAAGCCCUGCCCCUGCUGACCAUUCAUAUUGUUCCAAGAACAGGGUUCUGCCCACAAAAGCCAGGCUCAUUUUUACAAUACCAGUGGGUAGACUUGAGGAGAAAGAAGCAUAUACUUAACCACAUACUAUAAAAGCAUGUUAAAUAAAGACAGAUGUGGGUGUGAGCAACACGCAUCAUUUUAAAAAUAAAUGGCAGUUAAUGUGCAAUUGCAGACCAAAAGUCCAGCCCAGUCUCACAAGGGACAAAUUCCUGGUUUCUCUGCAAAAGAACAUUUGUGUGAACUGUUCUUAUGAAACUUUACUCAUCAUUAGAAAGAUGUGUGAAGACAUUUUUGUGGUACACUACCUUCAUUUCAGUUCACUUCAGAUCACUGCUAAUAAAUGGUGCAGGUAGCUUGUUAUUUUAUGCAAUAGUCCUUAUUGGUAAAAUUGCAUUUUAUUCUUUAUGUACAGUAUCUAUCAACAAAUGGAGCUUUUGUGACUUAAAAGUCCAUUGUUCGUAGAGCACCAACAAAUGUCUUCACUUAGUAACAUGGUGUCAAUGAGUCACUCCCUCAGUCAAAGGUCAACUUUGUCUGAUCUACACAUAGUCUAUGCCUAAAUAUUGUUACUAGACAGACAAUCAGCUGUACUUAAAGAGUGUACAAUCUUGUUCUAUUUUUGAAAGACGUUAUAUUUUAGCUUAAAUCAAGCAAUUCAACCACACACAUGACAUUCAUUAUCUUUGCAGUCUGGCCUACUGCCAGCAUUUAUGAAUCUUAUGCAUUGUCUGAGCAGAGAACCUGUUGUAGGAUUAGAUUAGAAAUGAAAUCAGAUCCAGUAUGCUUUGCCUUGAUCUCAAAGAAAGAAUGUAAACUGUCUGUGUUCCAGGAACCAGUAUCACAUCACACUAUCUUUUAUUAAUCUUUAUUAGCACCCUGAGUGCUUGUUAAUGGUUCUUACAUAUCAUCAGAGUAGUUGCAGGUUAUAGACUUAUAUCAUAUUUAAGAUAAACAAUAAGAAUUUUAAUUACAGAAAAACAAAACUACUGCUAUUCUCAUGAUUAUACAUUUAAUUGUUUGUAAACAUUUUCAAAUCUCAGUUAAAUCUCUCAAUUAAAUGUAAUUUAACUUUAAUUCAAGCUUAUUUUAGAGGAAACAGGAACCUUAUCUCUAAGCCCGUGCAAAGGAUAGGAUAUGUGAUAAUGUCAUCAUGGCAUCCACAAGUAGAUAUACUGUAUAAACAGACAUUUAAGACACUGAAACAUGUAUUAAUUUAACUUGAUGGCUAUGCUACAAUUUACCUUUUUAUCCACUUUGAAUAGCUUAAAGCCACACUGAUAAAUACACAUUUAUUUUCUAAAGAAUGUCAAACCUUUUUCUGUCAUGUGACUUCAUUUUAAUUGGGAACUAUGGAGGAGAAAGAAGAUCAUAGUUCUGAAAUGUCCUGAUCGUGGGGUGCAUGAAUGUGGGCAAAGGGGUGAUAUGAGACCUCAUUUCAUAACUGAAUCCACAUGAAUAAAUCUAUUGUAAUUGUGCAUAAAACCCUACUAUUAUACAUGGACAGAUGGCAAGCUGUACAAAAAUGGGGUGAUGAGGAAAUAUUGAAAGGUUUUGAUUAAUGCAAAAGUUGGUUGGUCACAUGUUUUCAUGUGUCCUCUUUGAGCUGCAACUCAGCCCAAUUAUGACAUAAUUUGCUUGUCAUUGUGUCAUACUUUAUGACUGUGGGCAAUGUCACAUGCAUUCUGUGAAUUGUGUGCAAUUAAAUGUGCCACUAAAUUGAGAAAUUCAUUUGACAAUUCAUUAAAAAUCUGUGUACCCUA
Molecule: messenger RNA, 9166 nt
Organism: Myxocyprinus asiaticus (Chinese sucker)
Lineage: Eukaryota; Metazoa; Chordata; Actinopteri; Cypriniformes; Catostomidae
Product: protein fuzzy homolog
Exons: 2
Coding region: 4770-6053 (427 amino acids)
Biological process (GO): non-motile cilium assembly; vesicle-mediated transport
Source: RefSeq, a predicted model, not a curated record